Corticium candelabrum is the source of this 1003-nucleotide messenger RNA. RefSeq lists its product as uncharacterized. The transcript has a single exon. Bases 12 to 737 code for a protein of 241 amino acids. Gene Ontology annotation, biological process: DNA integration. Gene Ontology annotation, molecular function: nucleic acid binding. The record is from RefSeq and is a predicted model, not a curated record. Lineage: Eukaryota; Metazoa; Porifera; Homoscleromorpha; Homosclerophorida; Plakinidae.
CUGAACCACUCAUGACUUCUCAGUUACCAGAUUUUCCUUGGCAAGUUGUGGGAACGGACUUGAUGGAGUUAAAUGGAGCUCAUUAUCUUGUUGUCAUUGACUACUUCUCAAGAUAUCCAGAGCUUAUCAAGUUGACGUCCACCACAGCCUUAGCAGUAAUUCAAGCCUUGAAAUCUGUUUUUGCCCGUCACGGCAUCCCUAAUAUUCUCAGGAGUGACAACGGACCUCAGUAUAUCGCUCGGGAAACCAAAGAGUUCGCCAAGGCUUAUGGAUUUGUCAUGAUAACCAGCAGCCCUAGGUACCCGCAGAGCAACGGACUCGUGGAGCGGAUGGUCAAAUCCAUCAAACAGCUACUGACAAAGGCGGAGGACCCACAUCUCGGGCUACUGGCUUACAGAUCCACGCCACUGCCUUGGUGCACUCUCAGUCCUUCAGAAUUGCUCAUGGGAAGACGAUUGAGAACAACGAUGCCACAGUCGACAGCACAACUCACCCCACACUGGGAUUAUCUGAGGAAUUUUCGUGAAGCAGAUAAUUUUUUCAAAAGUAAACAGAAGAAGAACUUUGACUCCAGACAUCGAGCUAAAGACCUGCCCCAAUUACAAAAGGACACGGAAGUCUGGAUAACGUCAGGUAAAGAGCCAGCUCAAGGGACAAUCGUCGGUCCAGGCCACACUCCACGAUCCUAUGUCAUCAAAACAGACAAAGGGGAGGUGAGGAGAAUAGAGGACAUUUGAAAGCCAUCCCAAAGUUUGGCACUUCACUUGAAAUCGAAACUCCCCAGAAUACGGAAACUGGUCAAGCAACACCAACCAGGCCACAAACGAGAAGCCAGACUGGUUGUCAAAUAAAGAGGCCGAUGAAACUCGACCUGUAAGGGGAGAUGUGGAGUGACUCUAUUAAUAGCGUAGUGACACGCAUGCGUAACUAUUGUAUCUUCGUAGUAUGUCUUCGUAGUGUGUUGAGUUCUAGUGUGUUGAGUAGAAUAAAUACAAACCGUAUA